Entrophospora sp. SA101 is the source of this 546-nucleotide messenger RNA. The record is from the annotation of a GenBank genome assembly. NCBI's taxonomy places the organism in Eukaryota, Fungi, Glomeromycota, Glomeromycetes, Entrophosporales, Entrophosporaceae.
AUGAAUUUAAGAAUGCGAAAAAGAAGUGCAGUAACAAUUACUAAAGCGCCAAAAAAGGUCUCAAAGAAAAAAGGUUGUAAAAUAAUUGAUGUUAAUAAUGUCGAUAACGUUAAUAAUAAUACUGUUGACGACAACAAUGGCAACAAUAUUAAUAAAAUAUUAACACCCACACCCGAUUUAUCAUCAGAAUCUACAUCCAUAUUAACGCUAGCAUCGUCAACACUCGAUUUAUCCACAUCAAAUUUAUCCACACCUACAUCUAUGCCAACAUCAGCCAAUUCACCAGCAACUUCAGAAUUAACAUAUAUAUAUAUGUCCAUACUAGCAUACAACUCAAACAAAUUUGCAUCAUUUUCAUCGGAAAUAUUUGUAAAAAUAUGCGAGGAUUUGCCGCCUCUAGAUAUUUUCGCAUUGUCAAGAGUUUGCAAACUGUUUCGUCAAUAUUUGUGCACAUCCGAUUCAUUAAUAUCACAAAUCAUUUGGCGAAAAACAAGACUCCGGUUUCUAAUCUACCCGCGGCUACCACCACCGCAAGGGAGUAAUUAA